AUGCCUGCACCGCCUGCUUUGAGAGCCCACCAGUCCCCAAACCCCCGGCUGGACUUGAUUUCCUCUUUCGAGGGUCCCUCGCCUUUUCUCUCUUUAGUUCGAUUGUUUUUUACAUGUAUCUGGUUGAUUUCGCUCCUGGAGCCUGGAAAUAAAGGAACCGCAAGCAGCCAUCCUUGCUGGGGCGUCUCCGUCCCUCGGCCCGAGGCCUGCACCGCCCUCCUAGCGAUUAUUUUCAACGCCCGCCCUUCUGAGCCUCCCGAGUCUGCUGGCAGAGCGAGGGCCCAUCUCCUGCCGCCACUCGCGAUUUAUUUACACCUCGCAGGUGAGAGGAUUGAUUUGCUCAGAGCCAGAGGGGCCGGGCUGGGCCGGGGCUGCCGGCCUUCUAGUCGCUGCUCCUCGGGGCCGGGCCUCAAAUGUCAGUGCGGCCAGGCCGGAUGGGGGGGGCACCGCCGCCGCCUCUAA
This is a messenger RNA of Rangifer tarandus platyrhynchus (Svalbard reindeer), 462 nucleotides long. NCBI's taxonomy places the organism in Eukaryota, Metazoa, Chordata, Mammalia, Artiodactyla, Cervidae. The record is from the annotation of a GenBank genome assembly.